This is a messenger RNA of Nelumbo nucifera (sacred lotus), 3390 nucleotides long. RefSeq lists its product as uncharacterized. NCBI's taxonomy places the organism in Eukaryota, Viridiplantae, Streptophyta, Magnoliopsida, Proteales, Nelumbonaceae. The record is from RefSeq and is a predicted model, not a curated record.
AUUGGUACCUUUUAUUUUCUUUUUCAUCUAAUUCUGUUUAGGUUUUGAGGGGUUUUGACAAAAGGCCCUGUUUUUGGGAUUUUUUGGAUUUGGGGGGGAAAAGGGGCAAAAAAUUGGUGAUGGAGGUCUUUCCAUGGCGGCUCUGCGAUUCAAAUUCCUCCAUCCACAGAGGCUGUCUCUAAAUGGGUUUUGGAGUUUGGACCUAUUUGAAGUAUGAAAGGACCUCAAGUUGUAGAGUCAGAUUGUGGUGGUUGAUUUCAAGUUGAUUUUGCUGUUUCUUGCAAAUAACAAAUCGAAGAAAGACGGAACUGGACACAGAAGGAAAUGGAGUGCAAUAAAGAUGAAGCCACCAGGGCAAAAGAAAUUGCUGAGAAGAAGUUUUCUGCAAAGGACAUUGCUGGUGCAAGGAAGUUUGCAUUGAAAGCUCAAAAUUUGUAUCCAACACUUGAUGGUCUUCCCCAAAUGCUGGCAACACUUGAUGUGUAUAUCUCUGCGGCAAAUAAAAUAAAUGGAGAAGCGGAUUGGUAUGGGAUUCUUGGUGUGGAUCCCUUGGCUGAUGAUGAGACUGUAAAAAAACAGUAUAGGAAGUUGGCUCUUAUGCUACAUCCUGAUAAGAACAAAUCUAUAGGGGCUGAUGGGGCUUUUAAGUUCAUUUCAGAGGCCUGGAGUUUGUUGUCUGACAAAACAAAGAGAACUGCAUAUGACCAAAGGAGGAAUUCAAAGGGAUUCCAACAAAAAAAUCCACCUCCUAGUGGGGCUCCAUCAUCACAACCUGGUGGAAAUGGUUUUUAUAAUUUUACUGGCAGUACGACUGCAAAUGCAAAACCUCCAAAGAGUACCAAUCGUUCAGGUCAUACAACAGCUCCUGCUUCAUCUCGUCCUUCCAAACCCAAUACUUUUUGGACUGCAUGCCAUCGUUGUAAAAUGCAGUAUGAAUACCUUAGGAUUUAUCUGAAUCACAACCUCCUUUGCCCCAAUUGCCAUGAGCCCUUUUUAGCUAUAGAGACAGCACCCCCACCGUCAAAUGGUUCUAAUUCAUCAACACCAUGGUCUUUCUCUCAGAAGUCUCAGAAUUCAAACCAUCAUUCAACAAACAAGAACACUUAUAAUUCAGGAAGAAAUUCUUCUGGUCAGAAUGUGGGAGCAGGGGGAUUUGCAGGUCCUGAUUUGUAUAACCAGAAGAAUUUUCAAUGGGCUCCAUUCUCUGGAACAACUGGUGUUGGGAGUUCUUCUGCCUCUGCUUCUACCACUGCUCAAGCUGCAAGCAUGGUUCAGCAGGCCUACGAGAGAGCAAAGAGAGAGCGUGAGGAGGCACAGGCAGUUGCUAGAAGAGAGGAGGCCCUUAGGAGGAAGAAUCAUGCUUCAAAAAGGAGUGGUAGUGGUUUGUCUACUGCAUUCUCUAAUUCUUCUUCUAAUAUUGCUUCCAAAGUAGAGAGGCCCGCGAAAAAAAGAAGAGGCACAGAUGACAAUAUUGGGAAUAGUUAUGGCACUGAUGCAGCAAAUCAGACGGGUACAGGAAAUGGAGGAGCUGGGAUAGGAAGUGCAUCAGGAUCCCGGCAUGGUAGCUUUGAAACAGAGAGGGUUAAUGGGGUUUCUUCUGUUAAUAAGCCUAAUGGUGUAAGAGAGUUGUCACAGCUGGAACUUCGAAAUAUGUUGAUGGAGAAGGCUCGAUUGGAAAUUCGCAAGAUAUUAAAUGAGUGGAGCUCAGCUGCUGCAGCCAAAGUUUCAGACAAAGAGAAAGAUAAGGAGAAAGAAAAAGAGGACAGUGAACAUGCUGCAUCAAAUGGUGAGAUGCGUGAUGAGAAUGUGUCUGCUAAGUCUUCAGAUAUCAAGAAAAAUGUCCAAGCUAAGAAGGAUGUUCCUGGCAGUGGUGCUGAUUCAAAUACAGAAGCCCUUGAGCCCAUGUCAAUCUCUGUACCUGAUCCUGAUUUUCAUGAUUUUGACAAGGAUAGGUCUGAAAGAUCCUUUGGAGAAAACCAGGUCUGGGCUGCAUAUGAUGAUGAUGAUGGGAUGCCUCGUUAUUAUGCCAUGAUUCAUAAUGUGAUAUCUUUGAAUCCAUUCAAGAUGAGGAUCAGUUGGCUGAACUCUAAAACCAAUAGUGAGCUAGGUCCACUAAAUUGGGUAGGUUGUGGUUUUUCCAAAACUUGUGGGGAUUUUAGGGUAGGGAGGUAUGAAGUCAACGAUUCCCUUAAUUCUUUCUCACAUAGGGUCAGGUGGGCCAAAGGUUUGCGAGGUUCUAUUCGAAUUUUUCCCAAGAAAGGUGAUGUUUGGGCCAUCUAUAGAAAUUGGUCCCCUGAUUGGAAUGAGCUUACCCCAGAUGAAGUGAUACACAAGUAUGACAUGGUGGAAGUGCUUGAUGAUUAUGAGGAGGAACAUGGCGUGGCUGUUACUCCUCUAGUUAAGGUUGCUGGUUUUAAGACAGUUUUCCACCGGCAUUUGGACCCUGGACAAGUCAAGACGAUUCCAAGAGAAGAGAUGUUCCGCUUCUCACAUCAGGUUCCUUCUUACUUGCUUACAGGUCAAGAAGCUCCAAAUGCCCCAAAGGGUUGCAGGGAGCUGGAUCCAGCUGCCACUCCUUUAGAACUGCUUCAGGUAAUAACAGAUGUUAGGGAAGAAGAGGAGGUGGAGGAUGCUGGAAAACCUAAGGAUGAAAAGAUGGAGUUUUCUGAAGAAAACAAGGGAAAGAUGACAGUGGAGGGUAACAAAGAUAAAGAAGAAGAGAGGAUGAAGAAUGCUAAAGAAAUGGAUGACAACAAGAUGAUGGGGAACAACAAAGAAGCUAAGGAAGAAAAAAUGGUGAAGAAUACUAAAGUACAAGCAGCUAGUUGACUUUUGGACCAUCUGGUCCUGGUUCAAAUAGGAUCAAUUGACUUAUAUGGCAUACAUUCGUGUCAGAUUUAUGCAACAUUUGUUGGGGUUUCUGUGGCUAUUUACUGUUGGUACAAAUUCCAUUUCCUUCAGAGUUGUGUGUAUGCUGUAAGCGCCAAAUCUAACCUCAGUUUUGACUGCAACUUGAAGAUAGUCAAGCUGGAAUUAUUUUGGUUGUUAAGAGUUCAGAUAACAUUUUCUCACUGGUAUCUUCUUUAACAACUCGAGUAUUCAAGGAUCUGUAAGUGAGCUCUGCAUUUGUUUCCUGCAAGAGCCAGUUUUUACCUGUAAGAACAAGUUAUCUCGGUUGCAGCUGAUCAAGCAUCUCUAUCUUUGAGCUGCCUCUUCCUAAUGUACCUUACAGUAUUUAACUCUUUCUAUUUUCUUUUUCUUAUUUUGGACAUUGAGGAAAUUGUAGCAUCUGUUUUUCUCUGUCUCAUGACUUAUAUUUUUGUUGGUUCUGACUGAAAAUCCAAAAGAAUGGUGUAGAAUAUAAUCUAUUCUGAUCUAAUGUUUGAUGCC